Molecule: messenger RNA, 1443 nt
Organism: Mesoplodon densirostris (Blainville's beaked whale)
Lineage: Eukaryota; Metazoa; Chordata; Mammalia; Artiodactyla; Ziphiidae
Product: transcription factor CP2-like protein 1
Exons: 15
Coding region: 1-1443 (480 amino acids)
Biological process (GO): regulation of transcription by RNA polymerase II
Cellular component (GO): nucleus
Molecular function (GO): RNA polymerase II cis-regulatory region sequence-specific DNA binding; DNA-binding transcription activator activity, RNA polymerase II-specific
Source: RefSeq, a predicted model, not a curated record
AUGCUGUUCUGGCACAGCCAGCCGGAGCACCUGUGGCCCAGCCCCGGGGAACUGUAUCCCGGGCCACCAAGCAGCUUGCUCAGGGAGGCCUUGCCCUUGUCCUACCUGAAGCAGGAAGAGCCGCCCCACAUCCCCCGUGCGGAGCCGCCCUGCCCCGCCUUCCAGUACGUGCUCUGCGCAGCCACCUCGCCAGCUGUGAAGCAGCAGGAGGAGACCCUCACCUACCUGAACCAGGGCCAGUCCUAUGAGGUGAGGAUGCUCUGCAACCCCAAACUGGGCGAUGCCACCCAGGGGCCCCGGCUGCUGAAGAGUGUGGUGCGUGUGGUUUUCCACGACCGGCGCCUGCAGUACACGGAGCAGCAGCAGCUGGAUGGGUGGAGGUGGAGCCGGCCUGGGGACCGCAUCCUGGACAUAGAUGUGCCACUGUCCGUGGGGGUGAUAGAACCCCAAGUGCUACCCUCACAACUCAACACGGUGGAGUUUUAUUGGGACCCGGCCAAGAGGACCUCCCUCUUUCUGCAGGUUCACUGCAUCAGCACUGAGUUCACUCCUAGGAAAAAAGGUGGAGAGAAAGGCGUUCCCUUCCGCCUUCAGAUCGACACUUUCAAGCCCAGUGACAAGGAGCUUUCGCCGGAGCACCUGCAUUCAGCUGGCUGCCUCAUCAAGGUGUUUAAGCCCAAAGGAGCUGACCGGAAACUGAAAACUGACCGGGAGAAGAUUGAGAAACAGCCCGCGCAUGAGAGAGACAAGUAUCAGACCGCCUGCGAGAGCACAGUCUUCAUGGAGUGCUCACCUUGGCCAGAGCCCAGUUCGGGACCCCACCCGCCUCUGAGCCCUCUUGCUCUGACCUCCCCCAACUCCUGCAAGCUCCUGUCCCCGGAGAGGCUGUGCUCCUCACCACCAUUCGCCUUGGACACCCUGGGGGGCAGCCCCGCUCAAGAUCUGAACCCUGGAGCCUCCAUCCUAGAGACACAGCAGUGGUUGCAUCGGCACCGGUUCUCCAACUACUGUCGGUCGCUGGCCAAUUUCACUGGCACUGAUUUGCUGAAGCUUACCCGCCAGGACCUUAUCCAGAUCUGUGGAGCUGCCGACGGGAUCCGCCUUUUCAAUACUCUAAGAGCCAGGCCCGUCCGUCACCGGCUGACCUUGUAUGUCGCUCAGGAGGCCUCUAGGCAAGAGAACGAGGUUCCUGAGAACCCUGACGCAGGCUUUUAUCAAGAGAUCUCUCUGGAUGAACUCAGUGCUGUAGAGCUCAUGGGGAAACUGGCUGAACUGCUGGCCCUCCCAGCCAAUCAGAUCCAUCGGCUCUUCCACCAGGGCCCUGGGGGCAUCCUCAUUCUCCUCAGUGACCAGGUGGUUCAGAAUCUUGAGGAUGAGUCGUACUUUGUGGCUGUGGUGAAGAAAGUGCAGAAUCCAGAUGGCUACUACCUGGUUCUGACCUAG